This is a messenger RNA of Dalotia coriaria, 946 nucleotides long. RefSeq names its product high mobility group protein HMG-I/HMG-Y-like. The record is from RefSeq and is a predicted model, not a curated record. Gene Ontology annotation, molecular function: DNA binding. The coding region runs from base 192 to 479 and encodes 95 amino acids. NCBI's taxonomy places the organism in Eukaryota, Metazoa, Arthropoda, Insecta, Coleoptera, Staphylinidae. The transcript is spliced from 3 exons.
CCCUCAGCCAAUCAGGGUGCCGCUUGGGUGACGCUGCGUUCUACGCGCGAACCGUGCGCCGCACAUUCGCUCAUUCGUUGUCUAGAAUCCGCUCCGCUCGCACGCAUUCAGCACGCCACACACGCCAACACCGCCUGCCCAGCAUCCCGAGAUUAUAAAUCAGCGUCAUUCGUCUCAAAAUCGAAAACAAAAUGUCGGACGAACCAGCGAAGCGUGGCCGCAAGGCGGCAGCAGUAGAGGCUUCCCCUAAGAAUGACUCGCCAAAGAAGCGCGGCCGCAAAGAGGUGGUGAAACCCCUCGAAGAUGAGGCACCAGCUCCGGCGAAGCGCGGCCGUGGCAGGCCAAAGGGCACCAAGAAGAAGGUCGUCAAGAGCCCCAAAGCUAAAGCCGGCACUGGCCGUCGUGGAAGACCAAGGAAAUCCGACAAACCCAAGGAAUCAUCCGAAGAAGAUGAGGAGAACGAAGAGGACGACGAAUAAGCAGGAUCACCGCUGGAGGAGAAGCGAAACGCGCGUAACACGUAGAUCUUCGAUUCAUACAUUAUUAUUAGGUUAAGUUCAACACAGUAAAUGGAAGCAUAUGAUUAAUAUAAAUUUGUUCAUCUACAUUAGAUUAGAGAUUGUCCUGGUUUGUUUAGAAGUGCCAUUCAGAUUCGAUUAGCGUUCUAAGAUUUGAGAGAUUUCUGUAUUUUGUAUUUAACGGCGCACAUUCAUACACAGUGCAGCACCCCUUCCGAGUGGUGGAUUAUUUUAAUUAUGUAAUAUCGAUGUGUGUGUAUUUAGUUGUUGAUUCCGGAUGGAUCAACUCUUGGGAGCGAAAUGUACAAAUUAGAGCGUUGUGUUCACAUUGAUGACAGACAAAAAUUCGUUUCAGUUCUUUAUGUUUCACUGUUUCAAAAAGAAUAGGAAGUAAAGGAAAUUUUCUUCAAAUAAACGCAUUUACCUAA